Molecule: messenger RNA, 1964 nt
Organism: Coregonus sp. 'balchen'
Lineage: Eukaryota; Metazoa; Chordata; Actinopteri; Salmoniformes; Salmonidae
Source: the annotation of a GenBank genome assembly
AUGUAUCCUUUGAAUUUCACAGUGAUGGAAACAUUUUUGUAUCUCACCCUGCUAAUCUUAGGUCAAUUCAGCGUGUGUGUAUGUGUGUAGGUGUGUGUGCGUGCGUGUGUGUGUGCGUGCGUGCGUGCGUGUUUAUUUGUACAACUGGGUGUACAGUAUGUGCAUGGAUGCAUAGAUAGUGUGGUUGGGGGUGAGGGGUUGCUGGAGAAAAUGUCCCUCAUGAAUCAUUAUUCUGUUCACAGUGUUCUACACACCUUCCUCAUGUCUUCAUCAAUAUCACCUCAUUACCAACUCUAUGACCUGGACUGAUGCGCAGAGUUACUGCAGAGACCAAUACACUGACCUGGCCACAGUAGAAUACAUAGUGGACCUGAACAGGCUGAUUACCAGUGCCAAUCGUUAUAAAUACUGGUACUGGAUCGGACUGAAGAAAGGAGACUCCAUGAAGUGGCACUGGUCUCUGGCAGACAGAUGUUUCUACAGAGAGGGGGAGACUGAGAUCAGAAACUGGGACACUGGGACACCCACAAAUGGCAUCUGUGCUUUUAUGAGUACAGCUGGGCUGUGGAACAACACCUCCUGUGAUGACCAGCAUCACUUCAUCUGUUAUUGUCCCAUGUAUCUCAGUUGGUAGAGCAUGGCGUUUGCAACGCCAGGGUUGUGGGGGCAGUAUGAAAGAUGUAUGCACUCACUAACUGUAAGUCGCUCUGGUUAAGAGCGUCUGAUAAAUGACUAAAAUGUAAAAAAUGUAAUGAUGGUGAAUGUUUAAUUUGACUAACGAUGUAGCCUGUUCUAAGUGCCGGGGCUGCCAUUGAGCUGAAACAUAGACUUGUGAUUGCUUUAAGUUGUUAAUCACUUAUUGAUCUGUUAUCAAAUCAAUGAGAACAUGGAUUUUCAUAUUGAUUAUUACAUUUGUCACGAACCGGCUCAAGUUCGUAACAAAAGGGAGACACGUGGAGACAAGGAAUACUCAAAGUAUAUAUUUAUUAACUAAAGUAAACUAAAUCAAAUAACAAUGGUGUGUGUAAUCAGUAAUCAGUAGUGUAAGUGAGUGUUUGCAUGCAUAAAUGUAAUAUGGAGAAGUGUUGAGAGGUGCCAAAGCAAACAACCAAAAAGGCCACAAAAAUACCACAACCAAAGUCAAAGUAUCUGCCUGGAGAGAGUCUCCUCAAUGAAUGUGGAAGAGGUCCAUUUAUGCUGGGACACACCCGGCCCAGGUGUUUCCCAUGUAGCUGACGACCCUCCCAACUCCGCCCACCGGCAUCCUAAUAAGGAAACAAGAGCAAAGAGAGAAUACGGCAGACAGAGUGGGAGGGUCGUCACACAUUUGACUUUUGCAGGAAAACAAGGCACCAACCUAACAUACGUCUUAAUUAAUGAGAACAAGACCUGGAUAGAUGCUCAGAGUUACUGUAGACAGCAUCACACAGACCUGGUCAGUGUGAGGAACCAGACUGAGAACACAGAGAUAGAUCAGAAGAUAAUCACUGAGGGGACUGACUGUGUGGAUCGGUCUGUUUCAAGACUACUGGAGAUGGUCAGACCAGAGUGACUCCUCAUUCAGAAACUGGUGGCCAGGAUAGCCUUCAACAGAUCAUAAUAACUACACUGUGGUUUAGGCUUGUCCUUCCUAUUCUAAUACAUGGUGGAAUGAGCCCUGUGAUAGGUAGGUUACCAUAUUCUCCACCUGAUAUUAUGAUGACAGGAGAACUCUAAUGUUGCCCCCAUGAUUCACUACUGUCAUUGUGGGAUUUUAUUAUCUUGUAGGCCCAGCUGUGGAGACCACAACUGCCCCCCUGCCCACACCCACAACCACGACUUCCACCCCGAUCAUACUCAAGACUGCCUCCCUGACCCCUGAGAAACCUCAACUGAAGAGACAGGUGGUGAGAGUGAAGAUGACCCCUAAGGAUCAAAAUCUGAACCUCAGCAAUCCUGCUGUUCAGGACGCCAUCUUACAAGAG